This is a messenger RNA of Gordionus sp. m RMFG-2023, 1035 nucleotides long. RefSeq names its product isocitrate dehydrogenase [NAD] subunit beta, mitochondrial-like. Gene Ontology annotation, biological process: isocitrate metabolic process; tricarboxylic acid cycle. Gene Ontology annotation, cellular component: mitochondrion. The record is from RefSeq and is a predicted model, not a curated record. The transcript has a single exon. Gene Ontology annotation, molecular function: NAD binding; magnesium ion binding; oxidoreductase activity, acting on the CH-OH group of donors, NAD or NADP as acceptor. The coding region runs from base 1 to 1035 and encodes 344 amino acids. NCBI's taxonomy places the organism in Eukaryota, Metazoa, Nematomorpha, Gordioida, Chordodea, Parachordodidae.
AUGAUUCAAACAUUUAAACAUAUAGGAUUAUUACCAGCUGUUUUAAGGCGAUCUUACUCCUACAAUUCUCCCAUACUUAAAUCAGAUCCGGGGACAAAAAAAAAUGUGACAAUGAUUCCAGGUGAUGGCGUUGGACCAGAUUUGAUGCAAUCGGUAAAAGAUGUUUUUAAAUCCAUAGGCGCUCCUAUCCAUUUUGAAGAGAUGCAGGUAAGUGAAAUUAACCCUUCAAUGAGUGUGCCGUUUGACGAUGUUAUCCAAUCCAUAUUCCGAAAUGGCGUAGCUCUUAAAGGUAAUAUAAGGUCGUCUCAGGGAAUGUUUUUAGACGAUAUCCAAACGCUCAAUAUGCAAAUGAGAAGAGCUUUAGAUCUGUUUGCUAACGUAGUUUGGAUAUCCAGUAUCCCAGGUUUAAAGACUAGACAUGAUGAUCUAGAUUUUAUAAUUAUUCGUGAACAAACCGAGAGUGAAUAUAGUGCAUUAGAACAUGAAAGUGUUCCAGGAGUCGUUGAAAGUAUGAAAAUCAUAACGAGAUUUAAAUCCGAAAGAAUAGCCAAAUUCGCUUUCGAUUUCGCUGUCAAAUAUGGACGUAAAAAGGUUACAGCUGUGCAUAAAGCCAAUAUCAUGAAAUUAGGAGAUGGUUUAUUCUUAAAUUGUUGCAGAGAAAUAGCAAAAUUAUAUCCUAGUAUAAAGUUUACUGAUACCAUAGUCGAUAAUUGUUGUAUGCAAUUAGUUUGGAAUCCAUGGCAAUUCGAUGUUAUGGUUAUGCCAAAUCUUUAUGGAAAUAUUGUUGAUAAUUUAGCUGCUGGAUUAGUGGGAGGGGCGGGAGUCGUACCCGGUCAGAGUCAUUCAAAUCAUUGCGCUGUCUUUGAAACAGGGGCUAGGCAUCCAUUUGCAGAAGCUGUUGGAAAACAUAUAGCAAAUCCAACAGCUAUGUUAUGGUCGGCAUCUAACAUGUUGGGAUAUUUGGAAUUGCCUAAACAUCAGAAAUGGGUAAAAGAUGCCUUAUUUAAAGUACAAAAGAAUUUACCCAUGCUGUAA